Molecule: messenger RNA, 1704 nt
Organism: Diplodia corticola
Lineage: Eukaryota; Fungi; Ascomycota; Dothideomycetes; Botryosphaeriales; Botryosphaeriaceae
Product: protein kinase c substrate
Exons: 3
Coding region: 1-1704 (567 amino acids)
Biological process (GO): N-glycan processing
Cellular component (GO): glucosidase II complex
Source: RefSeq, a predicted model, not a curated record
AUGAGGAGCACAUCUCUCGACGCCCUCCUGCUCCUCGGCACCGCCCUCGCCCCCGCCGUCUCCGCCGCCGAGUCGGCGCGGCCGCGGGGCGUCGGCCCCGAAUUCGCCAAAUUCUACAAAGAUGCCGACAAAUUCACCUGCAUCUCCAACCCGGCCAUCACCCUCUCCGUCGCGCAGGUCAACGACGACUACUGCGACUGCCCCGACGGCUCCGACGAGCCCGGCACCGCCGCGUGCUCCUACCUGUCGCCCUCGUCGCCGCGGCACGCCUCGAGCCCCAACGCCGAGGACCCGAACAUCACGCUGGCGCUGCCGGGCUUCUACUGCAAGAACAAGGGCCACCAGCCCGGCUACCUGCCGUACACGGCCGUCAACGACGGCAUCUGCGACUACGACCGGUGCUGCGACGGCAGCGACGAGUGGGACGGCGUCGGUGGCGUGCGCUGCGAGGACCGCUGCACGCAGAUCGGCGCCGAGUGGCGCAGGCAGGACGAGGCCCGCCAAAAGUCUCUAGCCGCCGCCAGCCAGCGCCGCAAGGAGCUCGUCGUCGAGGCCGCCCGCCUGCGCCGGGAGGUCGAGGACCGCCUGCAGACGCUGCGCACCGAGAUUGAAGGGUCCGAGAUGAGAGUCGCGGACUUGGAGCGGGAGUUCGCCGACGUCGAGCAGCAGGAGAGGGCCAAGGCGGCGAAGCGCGGGAAGAAGGGCCAAGGCAAGUUUUCGCAGCUCGCGGGCGUCGCGAGGCAGCGGGUCGAGGACCUGCGGGAUGCGUUGGCGAGGGUGCGGGGCGAGCGCGAUGCCGGCCGCGAGAGGAUUGCAGAGUUGGAGCAGAUCUUGUCGACGUUCAAGGAGGAGUACAACCCCAACUUCAACGACGAGGGCGUCAAGCGUGCCGUCAAGGCUUGGGAAGACUACGCCGCCCGGGACAAGGGCCCUGACGGCGAUGCUGCUCACGAUCGGGACAUCGAUGAGUAUCUCAAGCCUGAGAUCGAAGGCCUGAACUGGGAGGACUUCGACUCCGAUGAGAGCGGGAGUGACGUUUUGUACAAAUUUGAGGAGCUGCUCCCCGAGUCUAUCCGCCCAUGGGUUGACGAGAAGCUUCGAGCGCUGCGCCAAGCCCUCGUCGACAACGGCAUUUUGCCUGACGAUGACUCGGCCGCUGCGGCUGGCGAGUCACAGGCAGUCAAGGACGCCAAGUCGCGUCUCACCAGCGCCGAGAACGACCUCAAGAACCAGAAGAAAGAGCUCGAGAACCACGACAGCGACCUCACCAAGGACUACGGCCCGGACGAGAUCUUCCGCGCACUCAAGGGCCAGUGCGUCAGCGUCGACUCGGGCGAGUACACGUACGAGUUCUGCUACAUGGACAAGACGUGGCAGAAGCCCAAGAAACGGGGCGGCAACACCAACAUGGGCAACUUCGUCCGCGUCGAGACGGUCGUCGUCGACGAGGACGUCAGCCCCGACGGCAAGGGGCUGGGCUCCGGCGAGCGCGUCGCCCUCAAGUUCGAGAACGGCCAGCACUGCUGGAACGGCCCGAGCCGGUCGACCACGGUCAUUUUGGCGUGCGCCGAGAAGGACGAGAUCUGGAAGGUUGCCGAAGAGGAGAAGUGCGUGUACCGCAUGGAGGUCGGCUCGCCGUCCGUCUGCAUCCCUGCUCAGAAGCAGAAGAAGACUGAGGAACAGCAGUCGCGCGACGAGCUAUGA